Molecule: messenger RNA, 4985 nt
Organism: Perca flavescens (yellow perch)
Lineage: Eukaryota; Metazoa; Chordata; Actinopteri; Perciformes; Percidae
Gene: kita
Product: KIT proto-oncogene, receptor tyrosine kinase a
Biological process (GO): Fc receptor signaling pathway; hematopoietic progenitor cell differentiation; positive regulation of MAP kinase activity
Cellular component (GO): plasma membrane; signaling receptor complex
Molecular function (GO): transmembrane receptor protein tyrosine kinase activity; cytokine binding; ATP binding
Source: RefSeq, a predicted model, not a curated record
UGUCCCCUCAGGCGCGCUCCAGGAGAACGGCGUGUGCAGAUAGGCGACGGCUGCUGCUGCGGCGAGCUGUAUACAUAUAUACAGAGCAUCUGUGCCUUUAACUAUACGUGUUCAGUGCGCCUCUAUCACAGCCCGCAGUCAACUUCCCACAACUCCGACGCGAGUAGACUAAAGACACCUUAACCGGAGAGACACUGGCUCACCUUCACAGCUAGACCCAUGGAAUGAUAACUAUGGAAUACCACUGGAUACUGCUGGCUGUGUUUUUGCAGUUAACCUUCCAUCCAGGCAGCACCAAGCCCACUAUCACCCCCGUCGGCCCCCACCUUGUCGUCCUGCUCAACGCACCCUUCGAGCUGCUUUGCCAGGGUGAGAAGGAGAUGCAGUGGCAGCGGGAGGACCGGCCCAAGGUGCGGGGAGAGAAAAAGAGCGCUGGGAUGUCGGCGCUGCACAUCCCUAGGGCUCAGCCCGUCCACAUGGGCCGCUACAUCUGCCUGGAGGAGAGCUCCAAGGAGCAACUCUCCAUCUACGUCUAUGUGAAAGAUCCAGACAAUCCCUUCAGAAAAUCAAUGGUGUUCAACAUCCUCACUCGAGUGGGAGACAAUGCUUCCAUCUCCUGCCUGGCAACUGAUCCAAGUCUGGACAACCUGCGCCUGGAAACAUGUUCCGGUAGAGCUCUGGCCUCUGGUCUCCAGUUUACUGCGAGCCUGGAGCAAGGCAUCCUCAUCCACAACACGCAAAAGGCCUACGAAGGUUGCUACGUGUGCACGGGAAGACUCAGGGAAGAGUACGUCCAAUCACACGACUACUCCCUGACAGUAAGACCAGUCCCCGUUGCUCCUCCUGUGAUUGAGAUGGCAACCAAAAGAGUGAUUCUCACCCGGAAUGAGAGUCUCUCCCUCACCUGCAACACCUCUAACGUCAACGGAGAAAUCACGCUAAAAUGGGUCACCCCGCCUGGCUCGCAACCAGCAAAGGUUGACGGUGCUUCGCGUAUCCUGUCGGAGGACUUCACUCACGUGCGCAGCGCCACGCUGCACAACGCGGCGGUCGGACAUCAGGACGCUGGGAGGUACCAGUGUGAAGCACAGAAUGAACGAGGGACCAGCUCGCGGUCAGUGUGGCUCGAUGUUUAUGAAAAGGGAUUCAUUAACUUAACACCCACAAUCAACGAAACCAUCCAGGUCCGUUCAGGUGAGAGUUUGCCCCUAAAUGUUGACAUGGAGGCUUACCCAAAGCCUCACACUUUCUCCUGGAGCUUCAUGGGCCGCGAGCUCAGAAACACAAGCGACCAUGUCAUCACCACACACAGCCAUGAAUACAGGUACAGCAGUGAGCUGAGGCUGGUGCGCCUGAAAAUGUCAGAGAGCGGAGUUUACACCUUUCAGGCCUCCAACGGUGACGCUUCAGUAAACCACACGUUCACCAUCUUUGUAAUCAGUAAACCUGAGAUCGUAUCUCGCGAGGGCCCAGUGGAUGGACAGGUACGCUGUGUGGCGGAGGGGUUCCCCGCCCCGCAGAUCACUUGGUACUACUGUGAGCAGCCCUAUGCCAGGUGCUCCCAACAGGUGAAUGCCACCCAGGAGGAGCGCAAUGUCAUCACCGUCACCCUGUUCAGCCCCCUGUUUGGGAAAACGGAGGUCGAGAGUCGGGUGAACGUAAGCAGAGGACGGUUCAGUACUCUGGAAUGUGUGGCUACGGUGGAGGGAGAGCAGGCCUACACACUCUUUUCUAUCAGCGAGAGAACUGUUCCCCAUGAUCUUUUCACCCCUCUGCUAAUUGGCUCUGUAUCAGCAGCAGGCAUCCUCUGCCUCGUCCUUAUAAUGCUGUUCUACAAGUACAUGCAGAAACCCAAAUAUCAGAUUCAGUGGAAAGUUAUUGAGGGCAUCCAUGGAAACAACUAUGUGUACAUUGACCCCACCCAGCUACCGUACGAUCACCAGUGGGAGUUUCCUCGAAACAACUUGCGUUUUGGGAAGACACUGGGAUCUGGUGCAUUUGGGAAAGUGGUGGAAGCCACUGCAUAUGGACUCUCCGAAGCAGAUUCAGUCAUGACGGUGGCUGUGAAAAUGCUCAAAACAAGCGCUCAUGCCACAGAGAAAGAGGCGCUGAUGUCAGAGCUGAAAGUUCUCAGUUACUUGGGAAACCACAUGAAUAUUGUCAACCUGCUGGGAGCCUGCACUGUUGGAGGCCCUACACUAGUGAUCACAGAGUAUUGCUGCUUUGGAGACCUCCUUAACUUUCUACGCAGAAAGAGGGAAUCCUUCAUCUGCUAUAAGCUCGAGGAAGACUGCUACUACCGCAACGUCAUGCCGCAGAGAGACGCAGCUGGUGGCAACUUUAACGGCUACAUGUCCAUGAGGCCUUCUGCUGCCGGCAACCUGCCGUUCAGCUCAUCCUCAGAGAAGAGACGCUCACUACGCAAAGGUGACUCCUACGUCGAAGCAGAUGCGGAGAGUGAGAUGUUCGACGAGGAUGGUCUGUCUCUAGACACCGAAGACCUUCUCAGCUUCUCACACCAAGUGGCCAAAGGCAUGGAGUUCUUAGCCGCCAAAAAUUGCAUCCACAGAGACCUGGCUGCCAGAAAUAUCCUCCUGACUCAAGGACGAGUAGCGAAGAUCUGUGAUUUUGGCCUGGCCCGAGACAUCAACACGGACUCCAACUAUGUCGUCAAAGGCAACGCUCGUCUGCCAGUGAAAUGGAUGUCUCCAGAAAGUAUCUUUGAGUGUGUGUAUACAUUUGAGAGUGACGUGUGGUCCUAUGGCAUCUUGCUUUGGGAAAUCUUCUCACUAGGAAACAGUCCUUAUCCGGGUAUGCCAGUGGACGCCAAGUUCUACAAACUGAUAAAAGAAGGAUACAGAAUGGAUGCUCCGGAGUUUGCAACCAGUGAAAUGUAUCAGAUUAUGAGGUCCUGCUGGGACGCUGACCCCUUCAACAGACCCCCCUUCAGGAAGGUCGUGGAAAGGAUCGAACAACAGCUAUCAGAUGCCACUAAACAUAUUUAUCUGAACUUUAGCUCCAAGCUUCCUGUGACGUCCAGAGCCAGGGAGGAACCGGGUCCUCAGGGCGCUCCGUUUCACCGUGUCAACUCAGCCAGCAAUGACAGCGGACCGACCCAGCCCUUACUGCUCCAGCACGAGGUCUUCCUCGAGGGGACAACCCUCAGAGCCCAACGGGUGUAAGGACCCACCCAACCUGUUGGGCUGCCUCAGAAAGUGCCUGUAAUGUUCCGCCACAAACUACCCAACCACUACACCCGCCCACCUCCCCGGUCCCGGCAGCACGUGUUGCAGGCACAUGGUAAUUGCCAUCUAUUACCAAAAACAAGGAGGAAUGGCUUUUAUCAUUGUUUUUCCUACCAUUGCCUACUGAUUACAGGGAGGACAGUUGGACUAAUGCUCCCCUGCUCAUAGCAAAAACUUUUAAGGCUCCGGGCGAGGGUCUAGGGACAUCAAACGUAACUCUAAAAUUAUAUUAAGUACAUUAUUACACUGUUAUCGGUUUUGUUAUUUUCCUUCUUUUUUUGUGUGUGACAUUUUGGCUACACAUUUCAUAAAAGGUUGUUUUGUUUCUUUCAAUCUAUUGUAGUUUUUUUUUUUUCUAUUCUGUGGUUUUUCUGGGCCAAUUGAAAUGUAGAUAUGGAGAGUGGUAUAUAAGCUAUUAGACAGCAUGGUCGGUCAUGCUUAGGGUCCUUAAGUGCUUCAAGUCGAUAAGGAAAUUUCUGCCCUUUUAAUAUUGCUGUCACUGCUACAGAACUGUCUUUACUAGAUCUGUUACCACAUGACAUGGGUCAGCCCACGAUUACACACUCACAGUUGUCUUCAGAGAUAUGGUUCAGACAUGGUACGCUAGCUUUUCAUUUAUGUGCUUGUUGACUGUAUAUGUGUACAUAUCUGCAGGUAAUGAUAUUAGUCAUUGCUAUACGAUGCGAUGGGAAGUUAAGUAUUUGACAAAGAAGACAUUCUGAGAAGCCUUGGCAUUCGUCUUAGCUUUGUUAAGCAUGUGAUGCAGGUGUAUAGUUGGACUUUUUGACACCUAGACUGCUGGAAAGUUCUUUUGUAAAGGUGUAAAUAACUGUGUGGGUUAAUAUGGUUUGCUCUACUGUCACAUCCAGUGUAUGGUCUUUGUUUACAAGCAGUAGACAGGUACUACCAUUUCUGACAUGUGUUUUCUCUGCUUUUUCUUCCACUUCGUGAAGGACCAGGAAAUGGGAACCUUUGUGUUUUGCAAUUGGUGUGUGUUUUGCCCAUGCUAACACUGUAGUUCCCCUUUUUACAGUAUUAGGGCUGCACCUUACUAAUUAUUUUCAUUAUCGAUUAACCUGUCUAUUAUUUUUUUUGAUUAAUCGAUUAGUUGUUUGGUCUAUAAAAGGUCAGAAAGUGUUGAAAAAUGUUGAUCGAAGCCCAAGCUGACGUCCUCAAGUGUUUCUUUUGUCCACCACUUUCAAAGAUGUUCAUUUCACUGUCGCAGAGGAGAGGACUAGAAAAACGUUUAAGAAGCUGAAAUCAGAGAAUUUUGAAAAUUACUCAAACCAAUUAAUCCAUUAUCAAAAAAGUGGCUGAUUAAUGUAAUAGUUGAAAACUAAUCGAUUAAUCUUUGCAGAUAUAUACAAUAUACAUCAUAGCUAAAAUCAGGGUGAUGUGCAUGUGAAAUGCCUUUAAGUGGACUCUGCAAUGUUCCCUGAGAGUGGCGACAAGCUAGUCGGUCAUCAAGGCUCUCUGUUCAGACGUCGCCGCUGGGUAGUACACCGCUCCGUUUCAGCGUGUGGGUCAUCUCAUUGUUCUCUGACCAGUAGCUGGUUUCCCAGCAGUCCUUCUCUUCUUUGUAUCCAGCUGUUUCCUCCAUCAGAAGUGGGACUUUCAGCACCUCUCAGCCAGUAGUCUGUAUCAGCCCAGACCAUUAUAAUUCCCCUCUUCCUACUGGUGGAGGUGUGCGUGUGUGUGUGUGUGUGUGUGUGUGUGUGUGUGUGUGUGUGUGUGUGUGUG